This is a messenger RNA of Neoarius graeffei (lesser salmon catfish), 9232 nucleotides long. RefSeq names its product synaptopodin. The transcript has 4 exons. The record is from RefSeq and is a predicted model, not a curated record. Bases 1140 to 4295 code for a protein of 1051 amino acids. Gene Ontology annotation, molecular function: actin binding. Gene Ontology annotation, biological process: positive regulation of actin filament bundle assembly. Gene Ontology annotation, cellular component: actin cytoskeleton; nucleus; Z disc. NCBI's taxonomy places the organism in Eukaryota, Metazoa, Chordata, Actinopteri, Siluriformes, Ariidae.
UCUUUUCCUCAGUCCCAGAGAGAGGACGUGCGAGAGAGAAACACUGAGAGAACGAGAAAGAAAGAAUGAAACGGAGGAUGAGAGAAUGAGAAGGACGGAAAGAGAGAAAAGAGAGUGACAAGGAGGAGAACAGGAGGAGGGUCUGGAAAGCCGUCACUCACACACACACACACACACACACACACACACAAAGUGAAGCCCAGGAGAGUCCAGGUGGAAGUGGAUUAGAGGUCCAUCACCAAGUUCAUCUCAAUAUCAUAGUGAAAUCUGAACUUCAGGCUCAUUCUGGAGACACCAUCUGCCUCUGCUUCAUCUCACUGGACCGAAUCCGAACAGAACAAAUAAACCCAACAUUUAUACAAUGAAGCCACCCAAAGAGAUUUCUAGAGAGACUGUUACAGCAAGUAAUUGUUUAUGAUAGGACCACAAUGUAUAAAUAAGAAAUCCUUGUCAAAAGGUGAGUUAUUUGAAUAGUGACACACGGAAAUCUGCCUGACCUUUCCAAUGAAUAGUGCUUUCAUGCUGUAAUGAAAUUACAGCAAGCUACAAUACGUCACUUUUCUUUCAAGACAUUGUUGGUGCAUAUGUCUAUACAGAACCGUGACCUGCCUGGUGGAGAUUGUGAUAUAUGAGCAGGGGAGUGUUUGGGAACCGAGAGAAGAAAGAGAGGAAGAGAAAUGUCUGGAUCGCUGAAGAAAAACAAACCCAAAGAGAACCAUAGAUGGUGUUUCAGCUUUUACCGGAUCUGCAGUGGAGUACAUCGCAAAUUGUGAAAUUUCUUUGGCUGGUUUCCAUUGGAACUGGUCCAGGGUGCAUCUAAAGGAACCUCCCGGGACUUUGUUUUAGAAUUUGAGUAAUACUAUAUUACGUUGUAUCAAAAGUAAAACUACAUCUCUGUCUUGCUGUUGAACGGAUUAAAGGAUUUACAGGCUGAAUCUGUAACUCCGAUUUUGCUUUUAUUUAUUUAUUAUUUUUUGGCUUUGAAAGAAGAACAGCACUUGAAACCCUCCCUUCAAGCCAUCCUGACCACCCAUAAGGCACAAAACUUGAGCCAAGGACAGACACGCAGGAAAACUGGACGCUCUAAACCAAAAACUUGCUUUUUUAAUCCCUUGAAGUCGCCAGUCUAGAGAGGGGAGAUGGAAAGCGGACACAACCCUGUCAAGAGAGGGAUCAGCUGGACUGGACAGGGUACCAUGACCCAUGGUACCAUGAUCUCAUGUGAGGAAAACACAGACAGGAUUGGAACUGAUUUCUGGGAAAAGGAGAAGAACAGCUGGGUCAAAGCGAAGCCUCUGCUGACCUCCAGUCCUGAUCGCCCAGCACGGAAAACAAAUCUUGGCCGGAGUGCCAGUUUGUCUGAGAAGGAGCUAAAAGAAGCGAGGACACGAAGUCAGAUCAUUGCUGCACAGUUGACCGUGCCAUCGAACCCCAACUCCCGAGGUGUCCAACUUUUCAACCGCCGCAGAGAAAGAGUGAACGCUUUCACACUUGUGAGUGUUGCUGGAGGAGGACAAGGAAGCCACCAAGAAUCCUGCAAUGAACCUGACUCACCUUCUCCAAGCACAUUAACAUGGACCAAGGAGUGCUCGACUGACAGACAGUUCAAAGAUUUGAAACACAGAAGAAGUGAAACACAGCUCCGGUGGCCGACUGACAUAACACAAAGCAAGGGACAUAAAAUGGAAGAGGCUGGGGAGGUGACGCAUGAAGUGGGAGAUGGUGUGCAAGAGAGGCAUUUUCUCCCCGUAAAUGAUAAAGAUGAAGAGAUUCCUGAACAUGGAGAGGCAGGGAAGUAUGUCACCUCUGGUGGUGACCAUAGUCCUGCUGCUCCUAAUCCUAACCAAGAAAGAGACCAGGAAUUGCAGCUAAAUGGAGCCUAUGGAAGCCCUUCUGAGACUCCUAAAGCCGCCACAAACAGGAGCCAGAGCACUGAGAUCAAUAGUAAAGCAGACGACUCAACAUCAAAGCAGUUGUCCAUCACAAACAGGACAGCUCGGCCCUUUUUCUCCCCUGUUGUGGAGAACUCGACUGAAGCCAGCAGGCUCUCUCCAAGCGUCCCUCCUGCUCCGUCCUACUCAACUUCUCCACUUCCAGCUCCGUAUGAACCACGUGCUACUGCAUAUUCUGGCCAAGAACCUUCGACUUUUGUUAAACCAGCUUUUGCUGUAUCCUCCAGACAAGUGUUCUCCCCUCCACCUCCAGCUCCUUCAUACCCAACCCCUGUGCUUCCUGGCUACAUGAGCCUACCUCCAUCUAUCCCAUCUGAUCCUCCUCCACCAUCAGCCAUGUCUCCUCCUCCAUCACCUGCCUACUGCACUCCCUUGACCACACCAAGCUCCACCUAUUUCCCUCAGCUACUCACUGACAGGAGGUCAGUGACGCCAAUUCGCACGGGCAUCCUAGAUGAAGGCCGAAGUAAGCGGACUAACCGCAAGCCAAUGUUUACGUUUCAGGAGAAGCCAAAAUUAGCUCCAAAUCCCGAGCUCCUGUCUCUGGUUCAGGGAGCAGAUGAGAAGAAAAGAAGCAGAGGACCAGCAGAAACGCAUCAGGAAGAGGAGCAGCUGGCUCUAGGGGCAGAGGCUUCCAAUUUCUUGGUCAAGGAUGAGAGUGGUGUGGAAGAGGCUUUAGUGCCAGAGUGGGCCUCAACACUGAAAAGCUCCAGAACUCGACCCAGGAUAGAGCACAAGCCUGAACAAACUCUGACCAAUGUAUCUGGCAAAGGAGCAGAGCUGUUUGCCAAACGCCAGACCAGAAUGGAGAAGUAUGUUCAUGAAAAUACAGAGGGACUAAGAUCACCUUCUCCCACCACGUCUCUGCCUCCCUCAUGGGUGUAUCCGUCAAACAUGCCCGGCCGUGUCAAGGCCAUGAUAAAUUCCUCCAACAUCACCACAGAACUUUCCAAAACUCUCCAAGCCCAGCAUGCCACACAGAAAAAGAACAUGCCAGCAAAGGCACCAGUACCAACUCCAGUCCUGGAAAACCCGACACUGGAAAAUGGCUGCAGCAGAGUGGAAAUGGAGCUGUCCCGGCACCAGCCUUACCAGCUCAACUCCUCUCUGUUCAUCCUCAACCCAACCAAGGAUCCUGUAAGCACUCUGCCUAAAGCAGCACCCCCUCCCAAACCUGUAGUGAUGGGAUCCUCGUACUCCAAACAGACCUCUCUUCCAUCUACCCCUAUCCCAACCCAGUAUGACUCACACCUCUACAGGUCAGCCCAUUGCUUCUCCCCACCCACAACGCCGAUGGAAUCAGCGAGCAGGAUCAAUGUGACCAGCCCUGUGUCUGGUUCAGCUUCUGAGCGUGUGACUUCUCCUCGGUCGGUCAUCCAGGCACCCAAACCCACCUACUCAACCAAGAAGGCUGGGAUUACCCCACAGGCCAAGGAAGAAUCUCCAGCUGCAACACAGUGCAACAGUCGCAGCAGUCCAACGCCUUGGACACCCAACUUGUCCCGCCGCCUCAGCAGUACAGACAGAUCCCCAGGUGUAGUGUGGACCCCCAACAGCCAGCGCAGCUCUCUGGUCACCUCCCCACAACCAAGAACCAUCCAUAACCCAGUCAACUCUGUUCCCUCCUCACCAUCACCACCAAGGUCGAUCCAUAAUUCCACAACCUGCUCCCCAAACUCAGGCUCUAUUCAUAACCCUGUCACUUCCACUCAAAGAUCACAGUCUAUCCAGAACCCCAUCAGCCCUCCACCAACUCCAAGACCUUUCCAUAACCCAGUCACUUCAUCCUCAACUCCACAGUCCAUGAGCUCCUCCCCAUCACCAAAACCCUUCAAAAGUUCUGUCGCCAUCAUCUCAUUGUCCAGGCCCACCAAUAACCGCACUGCCACCACUCCUGUAUCUCCACCUUGGGAAACCAGGUGCCAAUCCCCCAUCCCUCUUCAAGACACCAAGGCUAAUCACCGCCUCCUAGCCAAGAACAUCAUCAAUGCAGCCAAGCGGAAGAACAGCCUAUCGCCUGGAGCUCUAAGUGGCCAUGGUCUCCUUAUGUCUCCAGUGAGCAGUACCAUUUUGCCCUUUGAGACCAAACCUCCAAGUCCAUUUCAGUCUCGUUCACUAGGUGCUCAGUCACCCACAUUCACCAGCCCCCCAGCUACCCCCACCCAAAUAGUCCGGUCCCCUCUGCGCCUCUACACUACUCGCUCGCUCACUGAUUCGGAUGCCUCACUGGAAUCGGAGGAUUCUGGAAUGCGCUCCCCUGGGAUCCGCAGCCAUAACACCUGCCCUCGUGGCUGGUCCGGAAGCUUGAGGCUCAAAAGGGGUGGAAUGUCAGAAGACCUGUAGGUCGGAGAGAAUGAAGAAUGGACUUUGGACAUGAGCUUGGACCAUUCAAUGGACCAGAACAGUGGUCAUUUGACAUCCUUCUGAAUAUCUGCUUGCCUAUAGAAUUUAGUUUACAACACUUGAUUCAGCUACAACACCUGCCUAUGCUUUUACCAUUCACAAAUUUGGAAAUGUUUUCAUGGAAACCAGAAGGUAAAGAAGAGUACAAGGGGCCUAAAGGGAUUACACCGAUUCUAGAGCAAGUGCAGAGAGUGACUGAUUUCAUCUAAGACAUGAAAUCUUGACAAAUGUUUCAGACUCGGUUUGGAACCGAGUAUCUCAGGCCAGUCAGUUGAGUUGGUGACCACUGGACUAUAGAGCAUGAAUAAGACAAUGAACUGCAAUCUAGGGACCACAGAGAGUGGACAGAAGAACGGACUACAAUCUAGGGACCACAGAAAGUGGACUACAAUCUAGGAAUAAUAGAGAAUGGAUGGGAGAAGGAACUACUGUCUAGGGAUCAUCGAGAAUGGACAGGAGAAUGGACAACAAUUUGAGAACUCCUAGAGAAUGGAUGGGAGAACGCACUAUAAUCAAUGGCUUGUAGAGAAUGGACAAGUGAAUGUCCUCUAAUUUAGAGAUCAUAGAAAAUGGACAACAGAAUGGACUACCUUCAAAGGAUCCUGGAGAAUGGAUAAAAGAAUAGACUACAAUUGAGUCAUGGAGAAUGUGUGAGGGAAUUGGCUAGAAAAAGGAUCAAGACUGAUUCCAAUUUUAUCCCUCUCAUCCCAAAGUGGCCUUUAUGUUUUGAAUGUAAUGCUGGGGAGGUUUGGGAGUUGAUCAGCGCUUGUGUUGUAUGAUGUUAAUCUGCUUGGAUUUAUGAAGCAAUAAUGAAAAACACUUUUUAAAUUCUCUCAAUUAGUGGUAUUCGGUCUCAGUCUGGUUUCACUGCAUACAUUUUUUGCAUUUUAUAUGCUCUGCCACACCUGAUUCCACUCAUGAUGGACUCGGUAAUGGGAAUGAGUGGAACCAGGUGUGUUGAACGAGGGAAAAACAAUCGCCUGUGCAAUAAAAGGGAAGCUCAAGCCUGGCACUGAAUACCUCUGCUUUUAUUGCCUUGCACCUGACUGUUUGUUUCGACAGACAGAACAUUGCAUCUACUUGGAUUUAUUUAACCAAAGACUUUCAGUGGCUUCUGGUGACCAAAGAAAUUAUUGACAUGCGAGUACCUUUGAAGCAGUGUUAUAUUUUAUCACAUUCUACAUUUUGCCUUGUUGACUUUUUGUUGUUGUUGUUGUGUUAAUUUGGGAUUAUUGGAGUCCAAAGGUAUGUAGUUUACUGGCAAUGUUUGUGGUUUGAUACAAACGUGGAAGCAAUGGAUUGGUACAAAACGGCUGAAAGUAAUUUCCGAAAGGGUAGAAGUCCUGAGUAUUUUGUUAAUGAGAAAUGAUUGGGUUUAAUGGCAUUGUUUACAUAUGUCUAUGAAUUAUGUUAUGUGCUAUAAAAGCAGUAACCUGACAGGUAGUUGGCUUUAAAAGACAAUUACUGAAAUGUGCUUUUAGCAAACAGUAAUAGAAGUGAACACAAACUGUCUGGAAAAUGAUGGCGAUUUGGCAUUUAAUCUAAUCCACACUUUAGUAUAUACAGACUCUUGCUUUUAUCUAAACAGAUUAUAAUCUUGUAAUGGAACUAAGAAGGGCAAUGAGUGUGCAAGUUAAGGAAAGUAGAGAUGUGUGACUAGAAUGAAGUAUGUUGGAAUUUGUGAAAAAUCUAGAAAUACAGCAAAUGCGUUGACAAAUGUGAAAAAUGUAGGCUAGCAUACAGCAGUGUUGUGUAAUCGCCUACAUAUUUCAGUUGCAAAAUGGUUUCAGCUUUUGAAGGCAAAAGAAAGUAAUGGAAGACAUGACCUUAGAUUGUGUUCAGGGGUGGACAAAUCUCAAAUUCAUUCGCUAGCCCACCUACCAGGCGAGUAAAAUCCCCAGUGUGCUGCCCAUUAGGCGAAAAGGUAGUUUAUGUAGUAAUGUAGUAACAUAUGGCCAGCUAGUUAGCGAGAAAAUUGAAUCUAUACAGACGAAAUGAAGUGAACACUUAUAUGCUAAUGUAGCGCAUUACAUUUCGAAUAUGAGCCUUGUUGCUCUGUCCUCACAUUGCAUGUAAAAUAUAUCCGUCGAGUCUUAUGGCUAUGUCUUUAUUUUCUAUCUAUAUGUUUAACCAUGAGGUGACGGCAUCUCAUAAGCAAGAGAGUUCUAUGACGGCUUUGCGCUGGACUUUAUUUUGUUCAGUUUUUCCACACAUCUGCAUGUUCCUGAUUAUCAACAAAAUAACCAAUACAUGCUAAUUAAAAAAAUCGUUCUACCGUCCAUCAGCCAGAUUGUGUCUCAGCUGAUGUGUGUGGUGCAGCAGGUUGUGGAGCAUGUGAAAUACUUGCAGCCAAGUAACUAUUGUUUUGGGAGUAAGUCAGUUAGGAGAAUCUGGGUGAAGUUUCCAAAAAGCAUCAUAGCACAAAGACUAGAAGGACACACGGUAGAGUGCAUACCUCCACCAAGCCACUUAUUAUCAACAUCAAAAUCAAAUCCCUUGAAUCUAGGAUAAUACUAAAACUGUCCACCAAAUUUCAUCCAAAUCCGUUCAUUACUUUUUGAGUUGCGUUGGGAACAGACAAAAAUCCUGGAUCCGUGUCCAUAUCUGGAAUCCAGAUCUACAUGCAUAUCUGGAGUUGCAUCAAAAUCUAAUCAAUUAGUCCUUGGUCCAUGGCUCACCUUUCCACCAAAUUUCAUCCAAAUCUGUUCACUACUUUUUGAGUUACAUUGGGAACAAACAAAUAGAAGCUAAAACAACCUCCUCAGUGGUGUGUAUAGAGAUUUCAUGCUCUGUGGAAAUGUCCUCCUCAAACUGGCUGAAAAUAGGUUGGUGGUCCUCGCCUUUCACUACAUAGCCAAGAUGGUGACUAUUGAGUGUGAAAACUGUGCAGUGUUGCACACUCAACAUUUUAACCAUUUUGUGUACACCACCCGGGUACUCAUAGCGUGUUGCUAUACUCGUCAAUGUGAACACGUAUGCAUUCAAAAUAGCUUGUGUAAGUCCAGAUGGAGAAGAAUUGAGACACAAUGUACGAUAAAGUGCCCCUUUUUAUUCAUUGAAAGGUUGCUCAAAGUAAUUUAUUGUGAAAAAAUGCCCAGAAAGAACUAGAAGGGCACUCAGUAGAGUGCAUACCUCGACCAAGUCACGUAUUAUCAACAUCAAAAUCAGAUCAUUUGAACCUAGGAUAAUACUAAAGCUGUCCACCAAAUUUCAUUCAAAUCUGUUCACUACUUUUUGAGUUACGUUGGGAACAGAAAAAAAAAAUCCUGGAUCUGUGUACAUAUCUGGAUCCACAUACACAUCCGGAUUUGGAUCAAAAUCUAAUCAGUUGUUCCUUGACCCAUGACCCACCUUUCCACCAAAUUUUAUCAAAAUUCGUUCACUACUUUUUUGAGUUACAUUGGGGGGAAGCCAUGGCCUAAUGGAACAACUGAAUAACUUUCCUCUGGGACCAAAAGGUUGCCAGUUUGAUUCCCUCGACCAGCAAGAAUGGCUGAAGUUCCCUUGAGCAAGUCACCGAACCCUCAACUGCUCCCCAGGCUGCUCUGAGUAUGUUGUACAUUGCUCUGGAUAAGAGCAUCUGCUAAAUGCCACUAAUGGAUCAGAUUUUUUUUUAAAAUCCUGGCUCCAUGUACAUAUCUGGAUCCUGGAUCCACAUACAUAUCCAGAUUUGGAUCAAAAUUUAUUCAGUUGUUCCUUGGCCCAUGGUCCACCUUUCCACCAAAUUUCAUCCAAAUCUGUUCAGUACUUUUUGAGUUAUGUUGGGAAAAGCAAACAAAUGGAGGUGAAAACAUAACCUGUGCCAAUGAUGCUGUCAGAGGUCAUAAUGGUUGAAUGGUAGAUAGAGUGAGCAUCACACUGAACACUUUCUCUCUAAGAUCUUAAGAACUAUGAUGCUUUUGAGGAAACUCAGCCCUACUUGUGCUGUAAAAACUGACAAAUUUGCUUGUCCUGGAACCCUGGGCUAGUGGUUUGUUCAUCCCUGGUGUAAUUUCAAUGUUUAAUAGUGUCCCUACCUUCCAGUUUAAUUGGGAUUAAUGUAAAGGAAAUAAGCAGGUAAUGACUUUUUAUGAUUGUAUCUUUUCCUUUAAGUUCACCCGAAGGAAUACUUCUCACAAAAACAUGGCCAGUGAAUGUCGAUACCGAUUAUCACAACGCAUCAUUUUGAUCAUGCUAACUGACUUCUUCAUGAACAGAAAUGUUUCUAUUUUGGGUGAGGUUCCUUUAAGGGUCAUUUGGAAAUGUAAUUUUAUAACAAAAUGAACAGGUUAUUGAUAUUGAGAAUGUUCUAGACAUUGAACAAGCACAUGUAUUAAUUUCUUUUAAAUAUGCAAGAUCACUUAUUUUUGCACUUUUUUUGUUCUCUGAAGCACGCAUGGAACACGUCCAGUGUACUCCAAACAAUAUUGAGACUUUUUCUAUAAAUUGCAACCUGUCUCAUUUCUCAUGAGAGCUUUGUGCUGUAUGCAGUAAUGACAGAGGUAAACAUUCCUCACAGCAAGCUCGGAGAGGUGUGAAAAACUGAGUAUCGGAUCCCAUCGAGUAUUUCAUCUCAACACAUGCAGAAGUGAUUCUUCUCUGGAGUCGUGACACUCUAUAUAUUGGUACAUCAGCAGAUUACUGAGUCGUCACUUGCACAUACACCCUGAGUGACAAACACCAGCUGCAGGGUGACCUGGCACCUCGGACCAGAAUAUCGUCUCCAUCAGCCCCUGCAGAACCGACCCCAGCCUUCAUAUGCACUUCUUCAAGCAGUUAGUGUUUAUUACUUUUUUAUUGUUUUUUUGUAUUAUGGAUAUGCAACCAACAUCUAUUUUUGCUCUUAUAAAUGCUGUGUAAUUUAUAAGUAAAUAAAAAAUUGAUUUAAAAAAAUCAAA